UCUGGGUUCCUACAUCUCUUCCUCCCUGCCUCAGUUAUUUACACGCCUAUUGCUGUGUAUCUGCCUGUCUUCCUGCUGCGGGGAGUCCUGGAGUCUCUGUAGUUCUCUGUCAGUGUGACUCAGAAUCUGCCCGCAGGAACCUGCCUUGUUCCAGUCUGGAAUGUCUGGCUGGCUGUCCUUACGGGGCUCUGGGCCUCUCUGCCUUUGCCUGCCUGAGUUUGCCUGCCUCUCUGGGUUGCUGGGUCUUGGUCCCGGUCUUCCUCCUUAUUUUUGUUUGAAGGGGAGGGGUUUGUUUCCACAGUAACCAACUCCUCAGACUCUGGGAUUGGGGAGGGAACCCUCAGAUUUCGUGACCCCUCCCACCUUCCCUCCCUCUCUCCUCCCCUACUCUCCUUGGUGCUAAGUAGAGGCCGGGAAGCCACGGUUCUGGGACCUGGAGGGACAGUCCCAGGCUGGGUAGAGGGUGGUCAUCUGUUUUUCCUAGGGACUAAUGGUGGUGGCCAGGGGCAGGAUUUGGAACUUCAGGAGGGGCCAGAAGUUAGAUUUUCCCCGUCUUUGAUGGUGCUUGGGAUCUAACCCAGGGCCCUGUGCACGCUAGGCAAGUGCUGUACUAUUGAGCCACAUUUCCAGCCCCAGAUAUUGUAUGUAAGGCCUAGAAGCCCUGGACUCCUGGGUUCAGACACUGGGUAAAGGCGGGGUGACUAGCAGGGCUGGUUUUUCGGGACCGGUCAGGGGAGGGGCUGAGACCACGUGACUCUGAGUCUACCAGCCUCUCUCCCCCCCAUCAUCCCCACUUCCCCUUCUCCUUCCUGUACUGGGAUUGGAGCUGCCACCUUCAGGGGGGAGUCCCCAGGGCUGGGAUAGUGGAAGCCCCACCCAAGGGACCUGGGGAAGGGGGCCUAAGGGGACAGACUAAUUCUUCUGGCUUGUCUGGUUUUUGGUGGGGGAGGGCGGGGCACGCUGCUGUGCUGGGCCUGAGGUUUCUGCUUCUCAAGGUCUCUGACUCUCCGCCUGUUUCUCUUCCCUCUUCUGCCCUUUGUACCCUGCUUCUUUACUGUGCUGGGGUUCAGCUCUGGGGGGAAAGGGUAUUGGGGAUUUCCAGGAUCCUGGUUUCUGCAUUCCAUCCAAUCCCCCACUGCAACCCCCUCGACUCCACCGGGUCCUGAGGCUGCUGGGGGGGGGCUGUCUGGGCCCCAGUGGGGGAGACCUGGGGUCACCAGCCCCCCCCACCCCUCGCACUCGUUGGUACUGUCCCCUGCCAUCACAGGCCCCUGUGUCUGUCUGGGAUGAGGAGGAGGAUGGUGCCACUUUUACUGUCACAAGCCGACAAUAUCGGACUCUUGAUCCCUUGGCCCCUACACCUCCACCACGUUCAUCCCGACGGCUCCGAGCUGGCACUUUGGAGGCUCUGGUCAGACACUUGCUGGACCCCCGGACAUCAGGGGCUGACGUGACCUUCAUGUCAGCCUUCCUGGCCACCCACAGGGCCUUCACCUCCACGCCUGCCCUGCUUGGGCUUGUGGCUGACAGGCUGGAAGUCCUUGAAUCUCAUUCUACUGAUGAGCUAGAGAGGACAACAGGGGUAGCCAUCUCUGUACUGUCAACCUGGCUGGCCUCUCACCCUGAGGAUUUUGGCUCUGAGGCCAAGGGUCAGCUUGACCGGCUUGAGAGCUUCUUGCUUCGGACAGGGUAUGCAGCAGGGGAGGGUGUUGGGGGGGACAGCGCUGACCUCAUCCGCAACCUCCGGUCCCGGGUGGACCCCCAGACCCCCGACCUUCCUAAGCCCCUGGCCCUCCCCGGCGAUCCCCCUGCUGACCCCACGGAUGUCCUGGUGUUCCUCGCUGACCACUUGGCCGAGCAGCUGACCCUGCUAGAUGCGGAACUUUUUCUCAAUCUGGUCCCCUCUCAGUGCUUGGGGGGCCUGUGGGGACACAGAGACCGGCCAGGACACUCCCACCUCUGCCCAUCUGUCAGAGCUACUGUUACACAGUUCAACAAGGUGGCAGGGGCUGUGGUUAGCUCUGUCCUGGGGGCCACCUCAACCGGAGAGGGGCCUGGGGAGGUGACCAUACGGCCACUUCGACCUCCCCAGAGGGCCCGGCUCCUAGAGAAGUGGAUCCGUGUGGCAGAGGAGUGCCGACUGCUCCGAAACUUCUCUUCAGUUUAUGCUGUAGUGUCGGCCCUGCAGUCCAGCCCUAUCCACAGGCUUCGGGCAGCCUGGGGAGAAGCAGCCAGGGACAGCCUCAGAGUCUUUUCUAGCCUCUGCCAGAUUUUCUCUGAGGAGGACAAUUAUUCCCAGAGCCGGGAGCUCCUCCUACAGGAAGUGAAGCUGCAGCCCCCUCUGGAGCCACACUCUAAGAAAGCCCCGAGGUCUGGCUCCCGGGGUGGGGGUGUGGUCCCAUACCUUGGUACCUUCCUGAAGGACCUCGUGAUGCUGGAUGCAGCCUCCAAGGAUGAGCUGGAGAAUGGCUACAUCAAUUUUGACAAGCGUAGGAAGUUGAGGGCUCCUUCCCAGGAGUUUGCUGUCCUUUCUGAGUUGCGGCGGCUCCAGAAUGAAUGUCGUGGCUAUGACCUUCGACCUGACCCUGAUAUUCAACAGUGGCUUCGGGGGCUCCGGCCACUGACUGAGGCUCAGAGUCACCGUGUGUCCUGUGAGGUGGAGCCACCUGGUACCAGUGACACUCCUGCCCCACGGGUGCUUCGGCCAACACUGGUCAUCUCUCAGUGGACAGAGGUUCUGGGCUCUGUUGGGGGCCCCACCCCCCUUGUAUCCUGGGAUCGGCCCAGUGUAGGGGGAGAUGAGGUGCCUGGAACCCCUGCUCCUCUGCUGACCCGGCUAGCCCAGCAUAUGAAGUGGCCGUCUGUCUCAUCUCUGGACUCUGCCCUGGAAAGCAGUCCUUCUCUGCAUAGUCCAGCUGACCCCAGCCACCUCUCGCCCCCAGCCUCCUCCCCUAGGCCUUCUCGAGGUCACCGCCGCUCAGCCUCCUGUGGGUCCCCAUUGAGUGGGGGUACAGAAGGGGCCUCCAGGGGAACUGGAUACGGGGGAGGGGGAUCAGGGCCAGGGGCCUCUGAUUGCCGAAUCAUCCGCGUCCAGAUGGAAUUGGGGGAAGAUGGCAGUGUCUACAAGAGCAUCUUGGUGACAAGCCAGGACAAGGCUCCAAGUGUCAUCAGUCGUGUCCUCAAGAAAAACAAUCGUGAUUCUGCAGUGGCUUCAGAGUUUGAGCUGGUACAACUGCUACCAGGGGAGCGAGAGCUGACCAUCCCACCCUCAGCUAAUGUCUUCUACGCUAUGGAUGGAGCAUCUCAUGAUUUCCUACUACGGCAAAGGCGAAAGCCCUCUACUGCCACACCGGGUGCCAGUGGCCCCUCUGCAUCAGGAACUCCCCCAAGUGAGGGAGGAGGGGGUUCUUUUCCCAGGAUCAAGGCCACAGGGAGGAAGAUUGCACGGGCACUAUUCUGAGGAAGAAGCCCUGUUGGCUUACAGAAGUCAUGGUGUUCAAACCAGAUGUGGAUAGCCAUCCUGAGUGGUAUCAGUUACAUCACAUUGGGACAAAUUCUGAAAGGUGACCAGCCACCCUGGGGCAAUGAAGUGCCACUCAUUUACCAGGCAGUGGAAAAAUCCAGCCAUGUGGCAGCUGGUAAUCUUGUAACCAAGUCAGAUACCUGCAUACAGCUCACCACCUCUCAAGAAUGUGGCACUCAGGAAAAGGCACCAGUUUCUGAUUCCUGCCACAUCAUCAAAUAUGAAAGGCCAAGGAAAGGCCUAUAGGCUCUGAGCCCCAGGGCAGAGGGGAAUGGCAAGAAGUAGGUUCUAAUGGGAAUUCCUUUUCCCACUCUAGGGCUUCCUGUCACUGUGACAACACUAAGAUAAUAAAUCAAAACACUACCUGAAUUUUACUCCCUUGUCCCUGCAGUGCAUAUAAACUGACUGCUGGUAGUGGGGGUGGGGAAUUUGCAGAAGAUGGAACAAGAAAGGACACAAUGUUUUUUCCCAAGAAAAGCUGCAAGUAAGGUACUGGUGAAAAUGGUUUCCUCAGAAUGGUUUACUUCCCUUCAGGAACUUCUCCACUCCUGGUUCCUUUAUUUACUCUUAAAAUUCUUUUCUUCACUGGUCAGAUCUAUGUGAAGAGGUAGACACCAGAUUAAAGUGAUCUGUAUAAAGGGA
Sciurus carolinensis (gray squirrel) is the source of this 4165-nucleotide messenger RNA. It is a transcript of the gene Rgl2, whose product is annotated as ral guanine nucleotide dissociation stimulator like 2. Gene Ontology annotation, molecular function: guanyl-nucleotide exchange factor activity. The record is from RefSeq and is a predicted model, not a curated record. Gene Ontology annotation, cellular component: plasma membrane. The transcript is spliced from 17 exons. Gene Ontology annotation, biological process: Ras protein signal transduction; positive regulation of GTPase activity. Bases 1460 to 3460 code for a protein of 666 amino acids. Lineage: Eukaryota; Metazoa; Chordata; Mammalia; Rodentia; Sciuridae.